AUGACUCGGAAUGUGCUGUGUUCGCUGUUUGUCACAAAGAAUGAUGCCGAGAUGCCGAAGCGUGUGGUCUCCUUUGCCGACGACAUAGCUUCUGGAUCUGGAACCAGCAAACGGAUAGCAUUAUCGAAUGACGAUGGUGAUGAGUUUGAUCUGCCGGAAGGUGAUGAAAGGAGACCAGACCAACAAGAAAAUGAAGAAGAAGUGAAAAAGAAACAUACCUUGGAUAGCGAUGAAGAAGAGGAAGAUGAUCACAAAAAGCUGGAUAUGAGAAAGGUAGAGGGCCAAGAAGAUUCAACACUUGAUUUCGACGGAUCUACUAAAAUCACUGCAUUCAACAUGAAGGAGGAUCUAGAAGACGGUCAUUUUGAUGAAACUGGGAACUUUAUUUUCGAUAAGAAAGAGAAGGAAAUCAAAGACGCCUGGUUGGAUGAUAUUGAUUGGUCCACUGUGAAGGAGAAAGCUGGAGAUCAGUGGGAACAAACAAAUGACGCGGACGAUGAUGGUGUUGCUCCUCCAACGUUAAAUGAUAUUCGUCGAAAAGAGAUCUUCACAUCUCUAGUUUCGCUUAUGAAACCGAACCACACUGUGGCUAAAACUCUCACCGAUUUGAAAAAAGCUAAAGGACUUUCUGCUGCAGAGGAGCGUAAGCUGCGAUGGAAGGCUAAAAAAGAAGGCAAGACUAUUAACGAAACAGACUCACAAAAAGACACAAGUAUUAUCAGUGGAUUAGCAGACGAGCUUAUCUCUGCCGGCCACAUGGACGUCUACGAGUGGACGCGAGAAAAAUUUGAAUUCUUGUUAAAGAAACUGGAAGGCUCAGCUGUGGACUCCCUCGAUAUGUUUUCAGAUGAGCCAGCGAGUAACUCCUCUGCACCUACUGAAUCAGAAUCAAUUUUGGACGAGGAAGAACAGAAAUGGGAGUAUAAGGACUCACAAACAAGCGAAAUUCAGGGACCAUUUUCAUCGUCUGAAAUGGCAAGACGCCAGCAGAAUGGAAAGCUAUCAAGUAGUGGUCUUGCGAGGAAAUGCGGCGCAGCUUCAUUUAAUCCCGUAGCUCGUAUCGACUUCGAUCUAUAUUGUUAA
Messenger RNA from Necator americanus (New World hookworm), 1083 nucleotides. RefSeq lists its product as uncharacterized. Gene Ontology annotation, molecular function: protein binding. The record is from RefSeq and is a predicted model, not a curated record. The transcript is spliced from 10 exons. The coding region runs from base 1 to 1083 and encodes 360 amino acids. Lineage: Eukaryota; Metazoa; Nematoda; Chromadorea; Rhabditida; Ancylostomatidae. Gene Ontology annotation, cellular component: U5 snRNP.